Molecule: messenger RNA, 1011 nt
Organism: Bipolaris zeicola 26-R-13
Lineage: Eukaryota; Fungi; Ascomycota; Dothideomycetes; Pleosporales; Pleosporaceae
Exons: 5
Coding region: 1-1011 (336 amino acids)
Biological process (GO): protein geranylgeranylation
Cellular component (GO): Rab-protein geranylgeranyltransferase complex
Molecular function (GO): Rab geranylgeranyltransferase activity
Source: RefSeq, a predicted model, not a curated record
AUGUCUCUUGUUUCUGGGCCCGGGCGUGCUGCCACCACGGCCAUGCCCGACAACACGCUUCUCUUCGUCGACAAGCACGUCCGCUACAUCCAGAGCCUCGAUACUCGCAAAGACGAGCUCGAGUACUGGCUCACCGAGCACUUGCGCCUCAACGGCCUCUACUGGGGGCUGACGGCCCUGCACCUCCUCGGCCAUCCCCAUGCCCUUCCUAGGGCUGGCAUUCUGGACUUUGUAUUCUCCUGCUUGCACCCUGACGGCGGCUUUGGUGCUGCCCCCGGCCACGAUGCACACAUGCUCUACACUGUGAGUGCCGUCCAGAUACUCGCUACGCUAGACGCUUUUGCCGAGCUUGACGAGCGCAUCCCCGGCGGCCGCCACAAGGUUGGACAGUUCAUUGCAAACUUGCAGGAUCCCCAAACAGGCACAUUUGCAGGUGACGAGUGGGGCGAGCAAGAUACUCGCUUCCUAUACGGUGCACUGAAUGCCCUCUCGCUCAUGGGACUGCUCAAUCUGGUCGAUGUUGCAAAAGCGGCUCAAUACGUGCAUUCGUGCGCCAACUUUGAUGGCGGCUACGGAACCAGCCCUGGCGCCGAGUCGCACGCUGGGCAGGUGUUCACGUGUGUUGGCGCACUGACCAUCGCUGGUCGACUCGACCUUGUCAACCACCAAAAGCUUGCCGCAUGGCUGAGCGAGCGACAGCUCAAAAAUGGUGGCCUAAACGGGCGGCCAGAGAAGAAGGAAGAUGUUUGCUACAGCUGGUGGGUCAUGAGCAGCAUGGCCAUGCUGGACAAGCUGCACUGGAUAGACGGCACCAAGUUGACGCAAUUCAUCUUGCAGUGCCAGGACCCGGAACUAGGUGGCCUCGCAGACCGCCCAGGCGACAUGGUCGAUGUCUUCCAUACCGUCUUCGGCAUUGCUGGUCUAAGUCUUCUCAAGUACCCAGGCCUUGAAGAGGUAGAUCCCGUCUACUGCAUGCCUCGAUCUGUGACUCGUAGGUGCUUAGGUAAGUGA